CCUCCUGUUGACUGCAAGUUGUAGGACUCUCAGCUACUGUCUGCCCGCAUGCAGCCAUGCACCCGCCACGAUGAUAGUGGACUUAACCUCCGAAAACCGUAGAGUUAGAAACGGCUCCAAGAGAAGAAUCUCUGAAGACAUUUUUAGUACCCUCCUGAGGACGGCCUCCCCUUCUCAAGUUCAGAUGCCUCGUGGGAUAUGGCCGCACAAACAAGACCAGAACCACGGCAACAUGGAGGAGCAUGGAAAGGGGACAGUUUCGUGGGGUACCAUCCCCAAACACAGAGCUAUACAGGCAACCACUGACUGCCGAGAGACGGAGGAUCAGCCCCUUCCAGGGACAAUCUCCCUUACUGGUUAUCCAACACACUGGUCAGCCCUGAAAACAUGCCCAACCAACCAAAAGUGGACUCAGCAGGUUCUAUUUCUAUACUGUGCAGAUACCUAUUAUGCAUAUACAUAUGCACACACAGAUGUAGCAAUAAUAAAGAAAAAGACUAUAAGCUUUGGAGUGGAGGGGACAUGGCAUCCCUGCCCUGCGUCAGCACGACCCCCACCCCAGCCAGCCCUACGCCCCGCGUCCUCGAUGCUAAAAAAGUUAGGGAGCCAAGCGGACUACCGCGACAAAACAAACCGUGAUCCGGCGUCCGGACGCCCGGAGAAAACCGGGGCCGCGUGUCCCGGCCGUCUUGCUCCCUGCGCUUCUCGCCGGCUCCGACUGCGCUUCUCAGCGGCGGUGCGAGCCCUGCUCCACCCCGACCGCAUCUGGACGCCGCUGGCCCCGCCCCUGCAGCUCUGA
Molecule: messenger RNA, 799 nt
Organism: Alexandromys fortis (reed vole)
Lineage: Eukaryota; Metazoa; Chordata; Mammalia; Rodentia; Cricetidae
Exons: 5
Coding region: 71-799 (242 amino acids)
Source: RefSeq, a predicted model, not a curated record